Messenger RNA from Drosophila suzukii, 903 nucleotides. RefSeq names its product androgen-induced gene 1 protein. Gene Ontology annotation, cellular component: endomembrane system; membrane. The record is from RefSeq and is a predicted model, not a curated record. Lineage: Eukaryota; Metazoa; Arthropoda; Insecta; Diptera; Drosophilidae.
AUCGGCGGGGCCCUCAGUAUCCAUCCGGAAAUGGAGCGACGCAACGCGAACCCGGCUAGCCUGCUGUUGCACCUGACCGCCGCCGUGCACCUGGGCUACGCCAUCUACUACGACUACCGGUUCGCGCAGAUGCCCGAGUUGGCGGUGACCCUGCGGCUGGAGCCACCGAUGGGCGGCAAGUUCAAGUAUAUGACCUUCCUGGGCGGCCUGCUGCAGUUCGGCUACUACGCCCUGGCGCUGACCUACGACCUCCUGCGGCUGAGAUCCCUGAGAAAGCUGCGCGACUACAUACUGGCCACUUUUGUGGUGCCCCUGGCCCUCACGGUGGGCAUGACCUUCUGGACGCUCUACGGCAUCGACCGCGAGUCGAUCUAUCCGGAGUUGCUGGACCUGGUGUACCCCAACUGGCUGAACCACGCCAUGCACACCUUUGUGGUGGUCUAUGCCCUGGUGGAAAUGGGGGUCACCCGCCAUCAGUAUCCGCAGCGCAAGAGGGGAUUCGCCGGACUGGGCGCCUUCAUGGCGGGAUACCUGGUGUGGCUUCACUUCGUCUGGUUCCGGACGGGCAUCUGGGUGUACCCCUUCCUGGGGGGCCUCCAGUGGCCCCUGCGGAUCCUUUUCUUCGCCCUGAUCAUGGCCCUCGGUUUCGGUUACUAUCUCCUGGGCGAGCACGUCAACCUCGUCCUGUCGGUGCGAAGUCCCCGCGUUCGCAGAUGGAGUGGCAGCGAUUGAAUGUCUACCACUGGUAAUUUAAGAUUAGGAACUAGGGCUGCUAUAACUUAAAAACAUAUAUGUAACUUUAGACCAGUUUACAAAUGCAUCUCACAAGUUUAGUUUAUUCAAGCUUUACUAUGCCUUAAUAAAAGCUUAAGAAGUAAAGUAACCGUAUAAUAUUAAAAUUGU